UGUGCUGGCGUGUGAUAUCACCGGUCAAUGCUCUGGUGAUACUGCGGCUUCACUGUAGGCUUUGAUCACGUAGUGCAAAGCGUGGAAACAUGCCGGACGUCGCUAGAAAGCAGGGCGACGACGCAGGCUUCGAAUGGAUUGGCGAUUACGAAGUGCGAAACCGUAGAAGCAAGCACAGAUCGUACACCAAGUUCAAGCUCUCGGGAAAGACCUACGCCGUCGGCGACUACGUUUUGAUCCGCGAUGACGACAGCAUGGACCCCGAAGCGCUUCGCAACUGCUACGUUGGCCGUAUCAAGAGCGCCUUCGACACCGGUGAGGCCGUGAAACGGACUGGAGACCACCGGUUCGUCACGGUGGCCUGGUACAUCCGGGCAAUCGAACUUCCACCUUCGCAGCAAGCCAAGAUCGUGGACGCCGACUAUUUUCGCGAAGUGUUGCUCGACCAACGCAAGCUCUGGUCCGACACAGUUGACGCCGAAACGAUUUUCGGAAAGUGCUCGUGCCUGCUGGCGUGUCGUCCAAAAACAUCUUUCGAGAUGGUUGAUAGCAACGGAAACCCACUGUUUUUCUGCCGGUGGAAUUUUGAUGGCCAUGGCAUCACCCCUGCACUCGGGUCUCCAUCGCUAACCCCUAGCAGAAAGCUAUCGUCCAAGGAAAGAACUUCUUCGUUUUCUCGAGAGCAGUCCCUGACCAACACACCACGUCGUAGGCGUCUCAACACCAAUCGUGACGUUGGCAACUCUGUAUGCAAGCAAGCACAGUUGAGAGAGGCGACCCCAUCGGGACGGCAACGAGAAGGCGUAUCCGUCACUCUUGAAAGUGUGCCUACGGACUUGCCAAGCCCGGUCAAGUCGAGGUCAUCGCCGAACAAGCUGCUUCUCGUGUCGCCGAUCAAGAUGCGUAGAGAUUGCGACACUUGGAACUGUCUCCAGAAAUCGACUCCACCACGAAGCCCUGAGAAACGGAAAAGCACCACUGAGACAGAAUUGCUUGAAAGAAGCUCUUUUUCGUCGGCAACUAGGCUCCGCAACCGGGACCUCGGUCUCUUGCACGACGAUGUUUUCGCAACACCGCCACGCCGCUCAGACUUGCAAGUCCGUGAUGCGGCAUCGCAAGUGGCGCACGGAACCCAGGUAAAGCGGCGUCACGCGGCGACAGCGUGUCGUCAGUUUCGUGUUCAUCCCCUGUAUCAAGAAGUGAAAGAAAGGCACGGUCCGUGGUUGAAGAGUGCUACGCAACUCCACCCCCCAGAAAAACGGCCGACAACUCUCAGGCCAUCUCGGGCCACAAAGUCCCACACGGAACCCAGAAGACACACAGAAGCCGGCUCCCACACUCCCAGCAGACCCGCAUCGACUAGGUCUGGCCGCAAAGUUAGGAGUGUUCGCUACACCGAAAUCUCCUGCUCCGAUGACGAAGUGUUCACGAGUGAGGCGGACCGAAAGCAGACGCCGCGGAGCAGACGAAAACUCAACCUCGAUGUCAAGCCGAAUAAGUUGCAGAUCAACACGGGCCUGGAAUGCGACACGAGCGAUGACGAGGACCCAAACUUUGAUGAAGUCUUCGCAAGCUGUUUAUCGUCCAGCGAAGAAGAGGACGACGACUUUCAGACACCAACAAAGAAGCCGCAGAGAAAAACACUCCCUGGGACGCCACGGACUCCGCGGACACCACGGACUCCACGGACCCCAAGAAUGUCAACACUGUGUCUCACUCCGUCUAUUCCGAAGAGGAGUCAGGCUAUCGAGGGACCUCGAACGCCGCUCGACAUAGCCAAGUCACGGCUGCACGUGUCCGCUGUGCCGACCUGUCUUCCGUGCCGGGAGCAAGAGUUUGCAGACAUCUAUUCAUUUGUUGAGGGCAAACUGCAAGAUGGCACAGGAGGGUGCAUGUACAUUUCGGGCGUGCCUGGCACUGGCAAGACGGCCACCGUUCACGAUGUCCUCAGGGUGCUGCAAGAGUCCGUCGACGGUGGCCACGUCCCGUCCUUCAAGUUCGUCGAGGUUAACGGCAUGAAGCUCACCAGCCCCGCACAGUGCUACAGUCACAUACUGAGGGCGUUGACUGGUGAAAAUGCAACGCCGGAGCAGGCGGCAGAGCUCUUAAGUCGUCGUUUUGAACGGCCCGGUCCUCGACAUGAUCCGAUUGUCCUUCUAGUCGAUGAGCUUGACCUGCUAUGGACGCGCAAGCAGCAGGUCCUCUACAACCUGUUUGACUGGCCCACCAAGCCCAAGUCCAGGCUCAUUGUGCUGACGAUUGCCAACACCAUGGAUUUACCCGAAAGGCUCAUGUCGAAUCGUGUGUCGAGCCGGCUGGGAUUGACCAGGAUGACCUUUCACCCCUACAACCACAAGCAGCUGCAAGAGAUAGUGCUGUCCCGGAUGCAAGGUCUGGAAGCUUUCGACCCCGAUGCGGUACAGCUUGUCGCAAGAAAGGUGGCAGCAGUGUCCGGAGACGCGCGGCGGGCGCUCGACGUCUGUCGUCGUGCCACGGAAAUCGCGGAGCACUCGUUGCACGAGAGUCCCAAGAAAACGACGCGCCACGUUGUCGGAAUGGCCCACGUCGACUGUGCAAUUCAGGAGAUGUUCUCGUCACCCAAGAUACGUGCCAUAAGGUGCCUCUCGCAACAGGAGCAGAUCUUUCUGCGAGCAGUAGUUGCAGAGUUUCGUCGUACGGGUGUUGAAGAAACGACCUUUUCCAAGGUCUACAAUCAGCACAUCACCAUCUGCAGACUCGAAGGUAGAAAGCCCCCAACUUUUUCCGAGGUUUCCAGCGUCAGCUCACGGCUGUCAAGCUGCCGACUACUGCUGUCAGAGCUCGGCACGAAUGAUCUCUUCCACAAGAUCCAACUGAACGUCAGCGUUGACGACGUCAACUACGCGCUGAAGGAGGCAUAGCCCGACAUUCAGAAGGUGUUUUUUUAGUCAUCCAGUGUUCUUAGUCAUCCUUGAUGAAGACGGUGUCCAAGUGGUGCAGUGAGCCAAUUAGCUCAGCGGAGAAUCUCUGAAACUUCUGCGAGGUGGAGGUGUGCCUGUUUGUAUUGUUCUGUGCUAUAUGUUCUAUAUAUAUGAUUGCCAC
Molecule: messenger RNA, 3081 nt
Organism: Rhipicephalus microplus (southern cattle tick)
Lineage: Eukaryota; Metazoa; Arthropoda; Arachnida; Ixodida; Ixodidae
Gene: Orc1
Product: origin recognition complex subunit 1
Biological process (GO): mitotic DNA replication checkpoint signaling; DNA replication initiation
Cellular component (GO): nuclear origin of replication recognition complex
Molecular function (GO): ATP hydrolysis activity; ATP binding; DNA replication origin binding
Source: RefSeq, a predicted model, not a curated record